AUGAAAGAGACGGCAAUUAGCCUUUUAUUAGGUCUACUGACUUUGUUCCUCCUUGAGGUGGUCUCAGCCAAUGAGCUAUAUCUUCCCUUUCAUCUCCCAAUCAAUGAAACCAUUGGCCUUGAAGUAUUUCAAGGUAUUAAUAAUGCAUCAGCUCCACUUCCAUACCCCCAAUGUGGAUUGAAAAAGGGUGGUGGGAAAUGUAUUAAAACAGGAGAGUGUUGUAGUAUAUGGGGUUGGUGUGGAACCACAAACCAGUAUUGUUCUCCUGGAUAUUGUCAGAAACAAUGUCCAGGUCCAUACCCAGAGGGACGAUGCGGAUGGCAAGCUAAUGGUAAAUCAUGUCCUACUGGUACUGGACAGUGUUGUAGUAACGCUGGUUGGUGUGGGACCACAUCAGAUUAUUGUGCUCCUAACAACUGUCAAAGCCAAUGUAAACUACCUCCACCUCCACCCUCACCUCCAUCCCCACCCCCACCGUCACCCUCACCCCCUCCUCCACCUCCAUCCCCACCCCCACCCUCACCUCCACCUCCACUUCCAUCCCCACCCCCACCCUCACCUCCACCUCCACCUCCACCUUCACCCUCACCUCCUCCUCCACCUCCAUCCCCACCCCCACCUCCACCCCCACUUCCAUACCCCCAAUGUGGAAUGAAAAAGGGUGGCGGGAAAUGUAUUAAAACAGGAGAGUGUUGUAGUAUAUGGGGUUGGUGUGGAACCACAUCAAAGUAUUGUUCUCCUGGAUAUUGUCAGAUGCAAUGUCCAGAUCCAUACCCAGAGGGACGAUGCGGAUGGCAAGCUAAUGGUAAAUCAUGUCCUACUGGUACUGGACAGUGUUGUAGUAACGCUGGUUGGUGUGGGACCACAUCAGCUUAUUGCGCUCCUGUAAACUGUCAAGCCCAAUGCAACACUACUACUCUAACCUCACCCAUCAAGAAUCGUAUGAGAGGUAUUGAGAGUUUCAUGCUCAACGUUGUCUAGAUGCUACUUCCAAAAUACUAUCUACAGGAUGUACUUUUACUCCUCUUUUGGAACUGCAUGCUGAAAUUAUUCCAAUAUUAAUGCCUGUAAUUAAUGCAUAUAAAAUGCAUUAAGUAAUAAUAUAAUAAUAAAUAAAGAUCUUUUGUCUACAA
Molecule: messenger RNA, 1133 nt
Organism: Solanum stenotomum
Lineage: Eukaryota; Viridiplantae; Streptophyta; Magnoliopsida; Solanales; Solanaceae
Product: chitin-binding lectin 1-like
Exons: 1
Coding region: 1-981 (326 amino acids)
Molecular function (GO): chitin binding
Source: RefSeq, a predicted model, not a curated record